Gymnodraco acuticeps is the source of this 7936-nucleotide messenger RNA. RefSeq names its product neuronal cell adhesion molecule a (gene nrcama). NCBI's taxonomy places the organism in Eukaryota, Metazoa, Chordata, Actinopteri, Perciformes, Bathydraconidae. Gene Ontology annotation, molecular function: cell-cell adhesion mediator activity. The record is from RefSeq and is a predicted model, not a curated record. Gene Ontology annotation, biological process: cell-cell adhesion; brain development.
GAGAAUCCGUGUGGACCACAGCUUGCUGCUGCAGCGGCUCGAACACACACACACACUGGCCGGGCACACACAUACACACGCUCACACAUCAUCAUUUUCUACAGCAUUAUCACACACUCACUGCCGGGGGAGGACACGGGAGCCGGGUUGCAGCCGACGGUUUGAACCACCCACUGAAGACAGACUGCGGCUGAGAUUAAAUCCUCACUGUGUGGAUCCAGACUCUCCGUUGACGGCCUUGAUUGAGUCGUUGAAUCUGGACAAAAGGUUUUCAUCCUGACAGCCAACCAUGGACAGGAACAGGAAGUGGGUGCCGGGUUUCGGAGCAGUGCUAUUGACACUCUUGAGUCACAUGACCUCGGCGCUGGAAGUGCCUCUUGAUCCUAAAGUACUGGAAGGAUUGCCCCAACCCCCCACUAUAACGCUACAGUCCCCGAAGGAUUACAUCUUUGAUCCGCGGGAGAACAUUGUCAUCCACUGUGAGGCCAAAGGGAAGCCUCAUCCCAGCUUCUCAUGGACAAGAAAUGGGACCCACUUUGAUGAAGAGAAAGACCCCAAAGUCCUGAUGAAGCCCGGCUCAGGAACUCUGGUCAUCGACAUCAGCGGGGAGAAGGCCGAGGCCUACGAGGGAACGUACCAGUGCACGGCACACAACGAGCACGGCACCGCGGUGUCCAACAGCAUCGUCAUCAGGCAGUCCAGGUCCCCCUUGUGGUCGAAGGAGAGGAAUGAGGCCAUCGUGGUGCAGAUGGGGGUCUCCCUGGUGCUGCAGUGCCGACCCCCUGCUGGGCUGCCCCCUCCGGUCAUCUUCUGGAUGGAUAACAACUUCCAGAGGCUCCAACUGGAUAAGCGUGUGUCCCAGGCUCUGAAUGGAGACUUGUACUUCUCCAACGUUCUCCCAGAAGACACCAGGAGCGACUACAUCUGCUACGCACGCUUCCCUCACACACAAACCAUCCAGCAGAAGCAGCCCAUCUCCGUCACCGUGCUGGACAACAGCCCAGAGGGGGAGCGCCGCCCCGGGUUCAUGACGCCUUUUGGUGCCACCAGCACCAAGAUGGUUCUGAGAGGAGAGACUCUGGAGCUGGAGUGCAUUGCUGACGGCCUGCCCUCUCCAGAGAUGUCCUGGCAGAAGGACGGAGGAGAGCUGCCCAGCACCAGGACGUCCUUCUAUAACUUUAAGAGAACCCUCAAGGUUUCUGAGGUGAAUGAAGCUGACGGGGGAGAUUACCGCUGCACUGCCACAAACAACCUGGGCACUGCUUACCACAUCAUUAAAGUCACCGUCAAAGCGGCUCCUUUCUGGGUCAGCGCCCCCAGGAACCUGAUCCUCGCCCCGAACGAGACCGGCAUCCUGACCUGUCGAGUCAACGGAGAACCCAAACCCAAGAUCAGCUGGUUUGUCAACGGAGUCCCCAUAGAGAACGCACCUGAUGACCACAGUAGGAAGGUGGAUGAUGACACUGUGAUUCUUAGCAAUGUGCAAUCAGGGUCCAGCGCCGUUUACCAGUGCAACGCAUCCAAUGACUUUGGUUACCUGAUGGCAAACGCUUUUGUCAACGUUCUUGCCGAGCCACCAAGGGUGCUCACUCCACCCAACCGAGUGUACCAGGUCAUCACCAACAACCCUGCGUUACUUCACUGUGCGUCCUUUGGCUCGCCAAUACCAACCAUCACAUGGUUUAAAGACAGUCAGACCAGCGUUAAGAAUGGCGACCCUUAUGUGAUCCAUGAGAACGGUACGUUGGAUAUCCAUGUGGCCCAGCCAUUAAACAGCGGGAAGUACACCUGCAUAGCCACCAACAUCCUGGGGAUCAAAGAGAACCACGUCUUCCUGGAGGUUAAAGAGCCCACCCGUAUCCUGAUGCAGCCGGAGUACAAGGUAGUACAGAGAGGAAUGAGCGCUGUGUUCGAGUGUAAAGUCAAACACGACCCCUCCCUCAUCCCCACCAUGACCUGGCUCAAGGACAAUACAGAAGUGUCUAAAGAUGAGAGGUUUCAGGUGGACGUGGACAGUCUGACUAUCACAGACGUUGAAGAUGAAGAUGAGGGCACCUACACCUGCAUCAUGAACACCACCCUGGACCAGGACUCAGCCAGUGCCAUGCUGACGGUCGUCGAGGCUACUCCUACUCCAGCUAUUGUCUACGAGAGUCCCGACGCCCCCACCGACCUGGAGCUGACGGACCAGACAGCGAGGAGCGUUCAGCUCACCUGGACGCCCGGAGACGAACACAACAGUCCCACAGAGAAGUUUCUGAUCCAGUACGAGGAUCUGCUCCACCAGCCGGGGGUGUGGAUCAACAUGACGGAUGCUUCUGGGACGAGCACCACGGCGCAGUUGAAGCUCUCUCCGUACGUCUACUACUCGUUCAGAGUGCUGGGUAUGAACCGCGUGGGCUACAGCCAGCCCAGCCAGCCCUCCAGCCAGUACAGGACCACCCCUGCAGCUCCUGAUGACAAUCCAUCAGAUGUGAGUGGAGUAGGGACACAGCCUGGGAAUUUAGUCAUAUCCUGGACGCCGCUGACCGGAUUCCAGGCUAACGGGCCCAACUUAGAGUACAGAGUUCAGUGGAGAGCGAAGGACGUGGACGAGGAUUGGAGCUCGAAGAACGUGGCCAACGUUUCCCAGUUUGUCGUGACUGGAACUCCCAUCUACGUGCCGUACGAGGUCAAGGUUCAAGCGUUGAACGAUUAUGGCACCGCCUCCGAGCCCGAGGCAGUGUUUGGAUACUCUGGAGAAGACUUGCCUCUGUCUGCUCCUGACAGUGUGCAGGUCAUGGUACACAACAGCACUCUGGCGGAAGUGCACUGGGAGCCUGUCUCCUCCCCCUCUGUCAGAGGUAAACUGCAGGGAUACAAGGUUUACUACCGGCGGGAGCGCGGCUUUCACGACACAGAGGAGGCUGCAGAGCAGAGCGAGCAGGUCCUGACGUUCAGUGGGAAUCGAAGCGAGGGACGUCUGCCGGGCCUGCAGCCCUACAGCCUCUACAACCUCACCAUCAGGGUCCUCAACAGCAAAGGAGAAGGGCCUCCGAGCCCCAGCAAGAAGUUUGAGACCCCUGAAGGAGUCCCGGGGCCUCCAUCUUUUCUGAAUGUCGUUAACCCCAGUUUGGACUCUCUCACUCUGGAAUGGGGCCCACCGAUGAACAACAAUGGACGCCUCGCUGGAUUCACACUGAAAUACCAACCAGUCAACACCACGAAGGAGCUGGGGCCGGUGAAGAGCAUGUCUUUCCCAGCCAACGAGACCAGUAUCACCCUGGGCAACCUGAACUCCAGCAUGCUCUACAAGUUCUACCUAAGCGCAAAGACAAUCAAAGGCUCUGGCCCCAUCAUCACAGAGGAGGCCUUCACUGUCAUGGACACAACUCGUACUCAGCCCACUGUAGAGACAGGCAAAGGCCCUACAGAGCCCCCUCACCCAACCUCCCCCAUCACUCAGUCUCCGCCUCCCCUGUUUCACAAGGCGCCGCCUGUCGGCCCUGCGUUCGGCAAUGUUAACACGUCUAUGUCGGAGGACGGUGCGGUGAUCAGUUGGGAUUACUUUGGACACCAUAAGAAUGUUUAUGUGGAAUAUAUUGUAGAAAACAGUAAAGACGACUGGAAAAAGGAGUUGGUAAACGGCUCCCACUGGCAUAUGAUAAAGGGGUUAAAGCCGGGGACGUCUUAUAAGGUGCGAGUGGUCGCUAGAGACCCCUCCGACCCGACGGUCCACAGCACAGACGAGGUGCUGGUGGCGGUGCCAGCUGUACCCAGUCGUCAGGUAGACAUUGCCACCCAGGGCUGGUUCAUUGGCCUGAUGUGUGCCAUCGCCCUCCUCAUCUUGGUCCUGCUCAUCGUGUGCUUCAUCAAGAGGAACAAGGGUGGCAAAUAUCCAGUGAAAGAGAAAGAAGACGCUCACCAAGACCCAGAGAUCCAGCCUAUGAAGGAGGAUGAUGGAACAUUUGGAGAGUACAGGUCUAUGGAGAGCGACACGGAGGACCACAAGCCGCUGAAGGGCAGCCGGACGCCGUCCAACGGGACGGUGCGCCGCGACGAGAGCGACGACAGCCUGGUGGACUACGGGGAGGGCGGGGACGGACAGUUCAACGAGGACGGAUCCUUCAUCGGCCAGUACAGCGGCAAGAAAGAGAAAGACACACACGAAGGGAACGAGAGUUCGGAGGCCCCGUCGCCCGUCAACGCCAUGAACUUCCUUCGUCUAACCGAGGGCCCCCGAGGCUGAGAUACACCUUGUCACCUUGGCAAAUGUGACCAUCCCUGUGGUGACAGUUGCUAAGGUGACAGUCCACGGUGGCGGGCACUCCGGUGGCUUCCUGUCACCAACACUGCUGGCACGCCCUCAUCAUCACCACCCCCCCCCCCCCUCCACCAGCCCCUGUCUGUCACACUGUGACCUCCUCCGAUCUACACACACUGAACAAGGCAAACACAUCCCCCAUGAUAAGCGUCAAAAGAAGGUGUGAAGCGAGGGAUGUGAGGACUCAGAGAGGAGGGAAGGAGAGGAGGAAGCAAUAUAGAAAAGCAGAAGGAAUGUACCAGAGACUCGGCAGAAGUGUGUGUGUGUUAGUGCCAUUUCCUUUGCAAACACGAUGUAUCCAAAUAUAUAUUUUAUCAAAGUACACUACAUUACCCGCAGGCAGGCAACGAAUCAAAACAUCUGCAUGGAGUAAAUCAUGAUUCAAUUAAGCAUUUCCACCCCCCCCCCCCCUUAUGCCGAGGUGAUCCGCUUGUUGAGACCGUAUAUGGUGCACGCCUACUAGCGACUGGGUAUUAUUGUUUUGUUUCUUCAGUCAAAGUGUUAAAUGGCGUUUAAUAUAAAGAGAAAAAACGGCGGCGUUGUCUGACAGCGCUGCGGAACAGUGUGACACUAAGUAGCUAGUCUUUUUGAGACGGAUGAACUGUUUGUAAAUAUGUAAUAGUAUAAGAAGAAAACUAUAUUUCAAAGUCAGGGUUGUCCAUUUGUAUUCAUUGGAAACCUGGCUCCAACACUUCGGUCACCAGCCAGACAACUAGAACUCCCACACUUAUUCCCGCUUUCAGCCUCAUGAUUUUCAAAGUUCGCUUGCUUUUGUUUCCUCUUCCAAUCUGUUUCUUUGCACCUAUGCUAUACUGAGCACUCGUUGAACACAAGCCGAGCUGUGAUUGGCCCAGUUUCAUGUCAAGUGCUUCCACCCCUCUAAUCUUGGUACUGUCAGAGAUACCCCAACACUUUCCCGAUAGCUUUUCCACUUCUGUAAUGGCAGAGAAAAGGACGCAGUUACAUAUGAUAAAUGCACCUGAACAGGGUUGAGUGGUGCGCACUUUGGGACGUUUAGAUUUUGAGAACCUCUCAGCACGGUUUCUAGUGCCUUCGUAGAUCCAUAGAGUUACAUCACUCUCCAUACACCGCACCGACCUGGGAUCAGUAGUGUUCUGAGGAGUCCAUGAAUACUUUGCAUACACAAUACUACCCCACUUGAAAUGCAACUUUGAAAUAAAAUGCUUAUUACAUCCACUACUCAACGAGUAAAGAAGUCCAUGUGGGCUGCAAGCUACGGUGGCCUACCAGUGCCAACGCGCUACAACGACCCAAAACACUUGCAUUAGGAGAAAUGUGCUACGGCUUCAAAAGCAAUGCACAUAUUAAAACCCAAAUAUGCCAAAACACAUGUAAAUGAAGAAACGUCUUCUGAAACUUGACAACGUUUAACAGAAUUUAGAACACGUUCACCAUCUUGAUGAAACAUGCGCAGCGUUUAUUAAAAGCGCUGCUGCAUAUACAAAACGCUUCAAGAAGCUCUAGACACAACGGAAAUGGGGACUGUUUUUAUCCAAAGCGACUUACAUACUCAAUACUGUGGACAAUCCCCACAGGAGUAAUUUGGGGUGAAGUGUCCCAGGGACACAACGACAUGCUGACUGCAGUGGGGUUUGAACCUGAUCCAAACACCAACUCACAACCCACUGCACCACACGCCUUCUCAUAAUUGUAAGUGUUUUGUCAGUAUAUUUGAAAUGACUACAUUAGCUACGUUAGCUAUCUAGCUUACAGUAAACCGACAAUAAUAUUGGAAAGGAAUCAUGAGAUCGAAUUGUUAAAAUAAGCCGAUAAAACUCAUGUUUCAGGUACGUGUCCAACAUCCGUGACAGUUUUUGAAACUUCAGUGUGUUUCUCCUAAUGGAAGUGUUUUGGGCCACCGUAGGAACUAUUUAAAAAGGGCAUAGUGGAGAAUAUCAUUAAAUAGAUUUGACCACAUAAUUCAAAUUCGAUAUUGUGACGAUAUCAUAAGCUAUUGGUGCUUUUACAAAAUAUUGACCCAAUUGGAUUCUACUUUUCUGUAAUGCAGCCUUUGAAACACUUCUGACACCAUAUUAUCUCUUACAUCUCAAUAUAAUAUUUAAAAAGUGACGGUCGUACACUGGCAUUAGUUGCAAGGAAUAAUUUUCAGCUACAGAUUAUUAUGAUCUUGUUGACAAUCAAACACCCUUAUCGUACCGCCAAAUCACACCAUGCAGCUUGGAAUUUAAGGAAAUGUCAGAAAUAAUAAAAUGAAGCAGAGUCAGAUCAUGGACACCUCAUGAGAAGUCGUCAUGUAUCCAACAUCCUCUUCAUGUCGCUCCAACAGCACUGAACUACUGCCAACACACUCACCAGGUAACUGCCAAAAAGGAAGCAGACUUCUCUUAAGAGCGGGGCGAACUGUCACUGGUAGCACUUAGAAAACGCAGGGGUGGGGGAAAUGAUGCUGAAUGUGGAAACAAGUGUAUGUGUUUAUAUGAAUGAAAAUAUUGCUUGUUACACUGCAACACACUGGUGACUGGUUCAUGCAUUUAACCGUAUAUCUGUGUAUGUCGUCACGUUCUGAGCGCAGCACUCGGUGAGUUUUUCUAUUCCUGUAAAUUAAUGUGUGAAUGCUUGAGUGCACGAAUGUGUGUGUGUGUGUGUGUGUGUGUGUGUGUGUGUGUGUGUGUGUGUGUGUGUGUGUGUGUGUGUGUGUGUGUGUGUGUGUGCGCGUGCGUGUGUGUGUGUGUGUGUAGCACAUGCAUGCUACUGUGUUAGGCGUGCGUGAUGUAUAAUAUCGCUUUUCCAUGGAUGAUGGUCUAUUAUUCUGAUGUCUACUCUCAACAAGAAAUCCAAGAGCUUUUUUUUUUUCUCCACAUUUUCACUUCUUAGGUUAAUCAUAACUUGCAUCAAGUUUUUACGAUGUGUCAGCUUUCCUCGUGUAGAUAUUUCUGUUGUAUCUUGUAAAUAACGGUUUGACUUGAGAGUGGACUAGUUGAGGUCAAAAGUGAGAGCUUGACCUCAAUCUGCCCUGUUGCAUUAUGGGUUAGGAGGGCGUUGUGUGAAACAAGACCAUUUACAGUUUUCACCCUUUCUUUUGCUGUGAAAUUUAUUUUAGUUUAUUCACUUUUAUUUGAACUUGUCAGGUGAAUUUGCAAAUGUUUAGCCUAUCAGGUAUCAAAAGGAGAUUAUUUAACUUGUGACUGAGCUCUUGUGGCACCUGUAUUGUUUCUGUCUCAGACAGUUCAUGCACCUUUUCUGUAUUUUUUAUAAAAAGGCACUCGCUUAAACAGGAUGUGACAUUUCGAACACAUCUGAGCAUCUAGUUUACGAUGCUGGAAAACUGUCGUUCCAAAUCACACAACAUCCUUUUUAAGAGUGUGCAUUUAAAAAAACAAAAAACAAAACUGUGAUAUGAGGGAGGACGUGUAUGCGGACCGGCACAUUGGAGUGUGAAUCCCCAUGGAAACAAUGUUCUAGUGACUGGUGGACAUACAGUAGGAUAUACAGUAUAUGAUAUAAUAUGACAUUCUGGUUAAUGUUGAAGCUACAUGAGAAGCAUGAAAGGCUGUCGAAAUGGUUUACUCAACAGUAUAAUAUUGCAAAAUAUUUUGUAUUUUAAAUGAACUUUAAAAAAAAUGAAAUAAAUGUUGGUUUCAGGAUUUCAAA